AUGUUGGCCCGAACAGCUGCGCGCACCUUGUUGCGAUCACGCAAUGUGAGUCACCUUCUUCUCCAAGCCUGAGCCUAAGCCCGUGUGUGCGCCUGCGCCUGUUGACAGCGCGCGGAGCCAAUCGGAGCGACGACGAAGCCCCCGCCGACGAAGCCCCCGCCGACGAAGCCCCGGCUCAGCACACACGCCCACACACGCCCACACCCACCCACCCACACCCUCACCCGUCCCUGCGUCCCUGCACUGACACCCACCCGCUCUCCACCUUUUGACUCGCGCAGGUCCUCGGUGCACGCUCGUUGGCGACGGCCGUGUCGCCGCCGCUGACGCAGAUCUCGACCCUGCCCAACGGCCUCACCGUCGCGACCGAGGCUCACCCCCACGCCGCGACCGCCACCGUAGGCGUCUGGAUCGACGCCGGAUCCCGCGCCGAGACGGACCAGACCUCCGGCACGGCGCACUUUCUCGAACACAUGGCCUUCAAGGGCACCGCCAAGCGCUCCCAGCGCCAACUCGAGCUCGAGGUCGAGAACUUGGGCGCCCACCUCAACGCCUACACCUCCCGCGAACAGACCGUCUACUACGCCAAGUCGUUCCGACACGACGUCGCCAAGUCCGUCGAGAUCAUCUCCGACAUCCUGCAGGCGUCCAAGCUCGAGUCCAGUGCGAUCGAGCGCGAGCGCGACGUCAUCGUCCGCGAGCAAGAGGAGGUCGACAAGCAGUUGGAGGAGGUCGUCUUUGACCAUUUGCACGCCGUCGCUUUCCAGGGUGCGUGUAGGGUGUUGUAGGGCAGAGCAGAGAAUACCUGCGCUAGUGCGCGUGCUGAUGCGUCGAUUCGGUGUGAUUCGUGCCGGUCUGGGGCAGGCCAACCGCUCGGCCGAACGAUCCUCGGCCCCAAGGAAAACAUCCUCUCGAUCCAACGCGACGACCUCGCGUCCUACAUCAAGACCAACUACACCGCCGACCGCAUGGUCCUCGUCGGCACCGGCGGCGUCGAGCACUCGGCGCUCGUCGACCUCGCCCAGCAGCACUUUGGCUCGCUGCCCGUCUCGGCGAACCCGUUGCAGCUCGGCGGCGCCAACCCGUCGACGCAGACCCACGCCGGCAAGGCUCCGUCGCAGUUCAUCGGCUCCGAAGUGCGAGUGCGCGACGACACGAUGGCGACCGCGAACUUUGCGAUCGCCGUCGAGGGCGUCGGCUGGAACUCGCCCGACUAUUACCCGAUGCUGGUGAUGCAGUCCAUCUUUGGCAACUGGGACCGCUCGCUCGGCUCGGCGUCGUUGCUCUCGUCCAAGCUGUCGCACAUCAUCGCCGAGAACAACCUCGCCAACUCGUUCAUGUCGUUCUCGACCUCCUACUCGGACACCGGUCUCUGGGGGAUCUACUUCGUCUCCGAGAACCUGAUGAACCUCGACGACCUGACGCACUUUACCUUCAAGGAAUGGCAACGCAUGUCGACCUCGCCGGCCGAAGGGGAGGUCGAGCGCGCCAAGUCGCAGCUCAAGGCUUCGCUCUUGUUGGGUCUCGACGGCACGACCGCCGUCGCGGAGGACAUUGGUCGUCAGCUCGUCACCGGCGGCAAGAGGUUGACGCCGCAGGAGAUCGAGGCCGCGAUCGAGCGCGUCGACGUGCGCGAGAUCCAGAGGGUCGCGCAAAAGUAUUUGUGGGAUAAGGAUUUCGCGCUCGCCGCUGUCGGACGGGUCGAGGGUUUGUUGGAUUACUCGAGGAUGCGCGCAGGGAUGAGCUCGUUGCUUUGGUAG
Microbotryum saponariae is the source of this 1760-nucleotide messenger RNA. NCBI's taxonomy places the organism in Eukaryota, Fungi, Basidiomycota, Microbotryomycetes, Microbotryales, Microbotryaceae. The record is from the annotation of a GenBank genome assembly.